UCAUCUAUCGCUUUUAUUACUUUUUUUUAAACGUUGCCUGUGUCCAUUCUGUAUUUCUGUUACUAUGUUGGAAUUUUUUUUUUUACGUAGAUACUAUUUAACUUCAGUCAACGCAUCCUGGUGCGCGCCAUUUCGUUUCUAAUCAUACCUUUAAGUUUCUCCACCCAUGACUUGGCAGCUGCCUGGGCGCAGAGCAUUCAUUUUGUUACGCAAAUCGCCACACAUCAUUGCAUCGCCUCCCAGCCAGAGAGGACAUCAGGGCAAAGUGGAUCAAUUUUAUUUACAAUGGAAACGUCCCGACUUCUGUCAGCAAAAAUCUUGUCUUCUGUGCCAACCACUUCGCAUCUGACUGCUUUCGUAACCUCGGUCAGAAUAAAGCCGCAUUGGCCAUGAGACUAUAUGUUAAAGAUGGAUCGAUUCCAACUGUACGUGGCAAAGAUACAGAAGGAACUGCAACCAAGUCUGCACUGGCAGCUGUGGUACAUCAUGUGGCUUGCCAGACGGAACCUCCUGUCACACGCAGAGUUGGCACACAACUUUCCAUGCAAACUCUUCAUCGCAACUUCGAAAGUUCAGGAACACCGGUCUUCCAUAGAUUAGAGAAAGUGUUGACCAAUGAAAAAGUUCUGAAAGAGGUGCAAAAGCUGAGUCCUCACUACUGGACAUCAUCCCUGGAGGCUUUUCACAAUAUCAUUUUGUGUUUUGCACCCAAGAAUGUUUUCUUUCCUUUUAUAGGAAUGUUAUGCAGACUCUACCUGGCGGCAUUGCACUUCAAUGAAAAUGCACCUUCAAGCAACAUCAGCUCCCAGGGAAGCCAUUAUACAAGUGAAAAAAAAAAAACCAAACUGUUGUCGUGGAAAAUCUGCAGAGCAGUUUUGACAACACCACAGGUGUUGCCAAAUCCUGGAACAUACUUGGAUGAGGUCCUCAAGAUUACUGCUUCACAAGACCUAUCCUCUCAGUUUGAUCAACUUGAUCCACAGGAAGUAACCUAAGUCUUGUAUUUCAACAACGGAAAGGUCUGAAUUCCCACAUAAUGUCCGUGGGCAUCAGGGAAUUCCAUUUGUCUGCAGAAGAACGCAGGGAGGAAUUACCACCUUCAUCCUCCAACCAAACACCAACCUGCAAAUAUCCUAUUUGCAAAACCUGUAACAACUCAACAAAAACGAUAAACCCAAUUUAAAAAAAAAAAAAAAAAAAAAAAAAAAGCUUUGCAGAGUGAUAAUGUGAAGUCUUUCUCACAAUAUUUGAUGAUAGUUUUGUGUGCUUUUAGACUGUUUUUGUAUAGAGAAUUGUAUAUGUGACUAAGUGACUAUCUUUGAAGCUGAACAGUAUUUCUGAAUUCAUUAUGCCCAGUAGUUUUCAGUGUGGAGCUAUUCAAGGGAAAGGCAUAUGGAAUGUUCGUUUUGGUGUGCAAAAGAUUCUACAAAUGUUCACACUGAUAAUGUUUUUUUAAAUCCAGUACACUGUAUUUGUUUUGUACAGUUUGUUUAAUUUCUACAUAGAAGACAUUUGCAUUUGUUUUAAAACUGUUUCAAUCAGUGUUUCAGGCACUGUUUUUGAAACUUGUGUAGAAUAUAUUUUAAAUCUUUGCCCCUAUAUUUAAGCACUGUCUUUGUUCGAACUGCAUCAUUUUAUGUGCUUGCAAUAAUAUUAAAGAUACUUUUUAAUUACUAAA
Messenger RNA from Syngnathoides biaculeatus (alligator pipefish), 1678 nucleotides. RefSeq lists its product as uncharacterized. The transcript has 8 exons. NCBI's taxonomy places the organism in Eukaryota, Metazoa, Chordata, Actinopteri, Syngnathiformes, Syngnathidae. The record is from RefSeq and is a predicted model, not a curated record. Bases 390 to 995 code for a protein of 201 amino acids.